Molecule: messenger RNA, 2661 nt
Organism: Bombyx mandarina (wild silkworm)
Lineage: Eukaryota; Metazoa; Arthropoda; Insecta; Lepidoptera; Bombycidae
Gene: UGT33N1
Product: UDP-glycosyltransferase UGT33N1
Molecular function (GO): UDP-glycosyltransferase activity
Source: RefSeq, a predicted model, not a curated record
AUGCCAAAACACAUCGUUGUUGGAUUCAUGCUCAGUUUGUCUGUAGUGGAUUGCGCAAACAUUUUGGCCUUUUUUCCAACACCCUGAAUAAGUCAUCAGGUUGUCUUCCGUCCUAUAACACAGGGACUAGCCAAACGUGGACAUGAGGUUGUAGUCGUGACCACAGACCCAGCGUUUCCAAAAGGACAGGCACCAACAAACCUCACUGAAAUAGACGUUCACGAUAUCUCCUACCACCUCAUGAGAGAGGUUUUCGUAACAAACUCUUCGGGAUACAAGAGCGGUGCCUUCGAUAAAGUAAAAGCAACCUUUGAGAGGCUAAUAGUCAUAUUUGAAAAGCAGAUACAAUUUGAAGAAGUGAAAAACAUACUAAGGGAUAAAACAAAGAAAUUUGAUUUGUUGAUAUUAGAAGCUUGUGUCAAACCAGCUUUAGUACUUUCUCACGUUUAUAAAGCUCCAGUGAUUUUAGUAAGCUCGCUAGGGCCUAUUUAUGGUAACUUGGAGAAUCUGGCAGGACCUGUACAUCCUUUGUUGUACCCAGGACCUUUCAGCGAUAGAAGCUACAACUACACUCUCUGGGAUAAAAUUACAGAGCUGUGGAAUCAUUGGAAAUACCAAAAUAUGCUGGAUGACAUGCAAGAUUCUGAUAACGAAAUGAUUCGGCGGAAUUUUGGACCUAAUGUACCAGAUAUUAGGGAACUAGGAAAGAAUGUAGAUAUGUUUUUCGUGAAUUUGCAUCCGCUAUGGGAUAAUAACAGGCCAGUACCACCGAACGUUGUUUACAUUGGUGGUAUACAUCAAACGCCCGAUAAAGAAUUACCGAAAGAUCUAAAAUCGUACUUGGAUUCGUCAAGGAACGGCAUUAUUUAUGUUAGUUUUGGCUCGAACGUCGAACCUUCGAUGUUCCCUCGGCACGUUUUCGAUACCAUACGUAACGUCCUAUCGAAAUUACCGUAUGACGUUUUAUGGAAAAUGGAUUUAGAUAAAUUACCAGGGAAAGCAGAAAAUAUUAAAAUUGGAAAAUGGUUUCCCCAAUCUGACCUUUUAAAGCAUCCUAAAGUCAAGCUAUUCAUAACUCAAGGUGGCUUACAAUCCACCGACGAAUCGAUCGUGGCUGGUGUUCCCUUUGUGGGUAUACCUAUGGUCUCCGACCAAUGGUUCAAUACCGAUCAGUACGUUAAGCACCAGAUCGGCGUUAAGUUGUACAUGGAAACAAUUGAUGAGGAAAAACUCACGGACGCCAUUACAACCGUACUUGAAGACGACCGAUAUCGUCAGAAUAUAGUUCGUUUUCGUUCUCUGGUGUACGACCAGCCCCAGAGCCCCCUAGACCGAGCCGUGUGGUGGACGGAGCAUGUCCUGCGUCACGGAGGAGCAAGGCAUCUCCGAUCAGCGGGAGCCACCUUGACCUGGUCAGAAUACCUAGAGAUACCGUUAAUUAUGAAAAUUCUAUCAACAAUUUUCCUAUUUUCAUUAGCGUCACAUUAUACAAUAAUGAAACUCUACAAAUUACAUUUUAAUGAGGAAGGGGCGAGGCUUUGGUUGGGAAAAGAAGAAAAAGGUUCGAUUUCCCUCAGCACAUACUGUUCACAUGCAUGCCACGUGAUGACGAGGAGAGGAGGAAGGGGCGAGGCUGUGGUUGGGAAAAGAAGAAAAAGUUUCGAUUUCCCUCAACACAUACUGUUCACGUGCAUGCCACGUGAUCACGAGGAGAAAAGGAAGGAGACGAGGCUGUGGUUGGGAUCGCGGAGGGGGAUUCUGGGCACCCACACCCCUGUUGUUCUGGUUUCGGCCUCCACGUCGUACCACCCCCGCGGAUGGGAUAGGAGCGAAGUGCGACUGCUGUGUGCGAAGGCGAGAGUGGAGCCAAUAGCGAUGACUAUCCCUCGUCUCGAGCUCAGCUUAGCAUUGCUCGGGGCUCGACUGUCAGCAAAGACCCUCAAAUCCUAUAUGGACUCAUCACGAAAAGGUAUCAUUUACAUCAGUUUUGGUACGAACGUUUUGACCUCUCUGUUGCCCAAGGACAAAGUGAACGUUCUGUUUAGAGCAAUCUCAGUUUUACCACACAACGUUAUUUUGAAGUGGGACGCGGACAAAAUGCCCGGACUUCCCGAGAACGUUUUAAUGGGAAAAUGGUUCCCGCAAUCCGAUUUAUUAAAGCAUCGAAAUGUUAAAUUAUUCAUAACCCAGGGAGGUCUCCAAUCGACCGAUGAAUCCAUAACAGCUGGAGUGCCGCUAAUAGGCAUACCGAUGAUAGGAGACCAGUGGUACAACGUCGAACAGUAUGUCAAGUUUGGCAUCGGCGUGGGCUUAGACCUGGAGUCCUUGACUGAGGCGGAUCUGCUAGAAGCUAUUCACAAAGUCAUUGGUGAUGAAAGCUACCGUCAAAACAUAGCUCGUCUCCGGAGCCAGAUGUACGACCAGCCCCAGAGCUCGUUGGAGCGCGCCGUGUGGUGGACUGAGUACGUGCUGCGUCACGAAGGAGCCAAGCAUCUCCGUUCCCCAGCAGCCAAUAUGAGCUUGACCCAAUACUUGGAGCUAGACCUAUUAUCCCUAUUAUUACUUCUAGUCUGUAUCAUCCUAUUUGUAAUCGGUUUAACAGUUUACAAUAUUGGGAACUUUUUAAGGAUUACACAAAAAAAUAAAAUAAAAAGAUAUUGA